This is a messenger RNA of Aspergillus versicolor CBS 583.65, 1542 nucleotides long. RefSeq lists its product as uncharacterized. Gene Ontology annotation, molecular function: transmembrane transporter activity. Gene Ontology annotation, cellular component: membrane. The transcript has a single exon. Gene Ontology annotation, biological process: transmembrane transport; amino acid transport. Lineage: Eukaryota; Fungi; Ascomycota; Eurotiomycetes; Eurotiales; Aspergillaceae. Bases 1 to 1542 code for a protein of 513 amino acids. The record is from RefSeq and is a predicted model, not a curated record.
AUGAGCUUUCUGGACAAUACCCACCCUGGUGGAAGCAAUGCCGCCAGCACUAAGCUUCAGGAGCACUUCCAGCUUUGGGGGGUCGUAGGCGUCAUGGCUUCGUCUCAGGCAACCUGCAUAGUUAUUGGUACCUUUCUCUCCCUCAUCGUCGGAGUUGGUGGCCCGCCGGCCUAUAUUUGGGGCUUCAUAACGACCGGCUCCCUCAGCUACAUGGUGAUGCUUUCUCUAGCUGAGAUUUGUGCCGUUUACCCAUGCUCCGCUGGUCAGAUAUACUGGAGCGCGAUACUUUCGCGGGGCCGUCCGAAUCGCCUUGCGAGUUACAGCUGUGGAUGGAUCAGUGCCUUUGGGUGGUUCUUGUAUACAGCAGGAACUAAUAUGAUGAUUGCUAACUUCAUUUGCGCCGUCAUCAUGGUUUACUACCCAUCCAUGAGCUUCGAGACCUGGCAGACAUACCUGAUCAAUGUCGGCAUGGGCAUUCUCACCUUUCUCUGGAACGGGCCGUUUUUCAAGCUCUACCAGAGGUCAACUACUGGAUUCACCUACAUCUUCACUCUGGGCGCUCUCUUCAUCUUCAUCAGCUUGCUCAUCCGGGUGUCGCCGAAACAGUCCCCUCGCGAUGUUUUCCUUCAUAUCAUCAAUGACACAGGCUGGAGUAGCGACGGCAUUGUCUUCCUCAUUGCGACUAGUUCCCUCACGUCAUGCCUUAGCGCCUUCGACACGGCCACUCAUCUCGCAGACGAAGUACGGGAUCCAUCCCGCACGCUACCUCUCGUUAUGAUCGGCUCUACCACAAUCAACUUCAUAUGCGGAAUCGCAAUGACGAUAAUGUACAUGUUCUGCGUGGUCGAUAUAGACAAGUUGUCUGACCCAGUGGAGCGGAAUCCCCUGGUGCAGCUACUGGCCGAUUCCCUACAGAACGACACAUUGAUGAUGAUAUCGAGUUGCAUCGUCAUCAUCGCCAUGACCUGUGCGGGAGCCUCAACGCUAUGCACCGCUAGCCGGACUUGGUGGGCUUUCGCGAGACUGAACGGUACACCCUUUCCCUCUUGGCUGGGAAAGAUCGAUGACCGAGUCAACCUCCCAAUGAAUGCACUGUACACCUUGACAGUUCUGGGAUUCAUGUUCACCGCAAUAAGUAUGGGCUCAACUACGGCUUUGAACGCGGUCAUGGGCGGCGGAGGUGUCUGCGUCUACCUGUCCUACGUGUUCCCGCUGAUACAGUUGCUUUGGGCUGGCAGAGAUGUCCUACCAUCCAACCGUUAUAUUAACCUUGGGCGAGUGGGGUGGGUUCUGAAUGUCAUCAGUGUGACCUGGAUUAUCUUGAACACGAUCUGGCAGUGUUUCCCUCUAUAUCUCCCCGCUACUGCCGGUUCAAUGAAUUAUGCCGCCUGUAUUAUUAGUGGAAUUGUCUUACUGGCAGUGGGGAACUGGCACUGGAGUGGUAAGCGCCUAUAUACAAUCCCUGAGUGGGGUGUUUCCGAAGGCGUUACUGUUUCUGAAGGGGACCAGCCUACGACAACUGAUACUAAGGAAGAUGUUUGA